AUGACAAAGAUAUUUGUCUAUUCGUUUGCAUCUUUAAGACACUUUUCUUUAAUAUCCUUCGAACUGCUAAUUCCUUGUCCUUUCAUCAUGUUCUUCGACAUAUUGGCUAUGUUUAUUGUUACACUUCUCUCAUCAUUGUUUUUAUCUUCUACAUCCAUAUCUGCUUUACCGUCAUCAGCAUCAUCUUUGCAAUUAAUUACUAACUCACCAUCUGCUGACUUCACUUCCUCACUCAGGCUUCUCAAACAUCGUCCGGUAACGAGUGUUGAUAGAUCCGAAGUGUUCAUUGAUGAAAAAAGUCAAUAUCAACAGAAACGAUCUCCGUCAUCACCACGAGUUCAUGCCAAUUCAGCUGUUGCAACGCUUGCUGAGUCAUCCAGUAUCGAUAACGCCGUCGACUACGAUCAAUUUCAAGAGCCGAUACGUUUAUCAUCGUCAUUGAGAAAACUUGUCGAAACCAAUCCAUUGGCACGUGCUUGGCUUACCAUGCUUCUCCAGAAGCUUAUGCAAGAACAACCAGUACCAUACAUUUUCAAGUAUGGUCGCCGUCGCAAAUAA
Messenger RNA from Adineta ricciae, 558 nucleotides. NCBI's taxonomy places the organism in Eukaryota, Metazoa, Rotifera, Eurotatoria, Adinetida, Adinetidae. The record is from the annotation of a GenBank genome assembly.